CGUAAAUAUCGAGCCGUACCAGCAGCGCUUGGAAGCGUUAUUGGAUACAAGUUCUUCCACUGUGCCCGAUGAUGAAUCCGAAAUUGAUGGUCAGUUUGAAGAGAGAGAUGCGAUUGAACAUGACGAGGAUCCUCGUCGUGAUUUCAACUCUCGCACAUAUCUAUGGAAACUGGGCUCGGAAAAUGAAUCACUCGUGUAACUUCAACGUCCAGUUCGUCUCGAUGAGGGUGUCGUGGAAGUGGAGAGUCAUGAUCCAGGCUGUGAGAAACAUCGCGCCAGGAGAGCCUUUUACGGUUGAUUAUGGUGCUGAGUACUGGGAGGGGACGGCAUUCAGUUGUAUGUGCGGGAGUGCUAGGUGUAUUUAUGGGAAUAAAAAAGAGGAUAUCUAGGGUGUUUCUUGUGCUAGGAAAAUAAUCAAUAUAGUUAGCUAAAGACUGGGUAAGAUUAGGAUAGCUGGAGGGCCGGUAGAUAAGCUUUGUAUUUAAACACAAAGUCCGCAGGAUACACUGGGUCUUGACCUUGCCAACUCAUUCGGUGCCAAACUUGACGGCUUAUGGAACUGGCAAAGACCUCUACGAA
Messenger RNA from Fusarium odoratissimum NRRL 54006, 579 nucleotides. RefSeq lists its product as uncharacterized. NCBI's taxonomy places the organism in Eukaryota, Fungi, Ascomycota, Sordariomycetes, Hypocreales, Nectriaceae. The transcript has a single exon. Bases 69 to 389 code for a protein of 106 amino acids. Gene Ontology annotation, molecular function: protein binding. The record is from RefSeq and is a predicted model, not a curated record.